Colletotrichum graminicola M1.001 is the source of this 1119-nucleotide messenger RNA. RefSeq names its product glycosyltransferase sugar-binding region containing DXD domain-containing protein. The transcript has 2 exons. The coding region runs from base 1 to 1119 and encodes 372 amino acids. Gene Ontology annotation, cellular component: mannan polymerase complex. Gene Ontology annotation, biological process: protein N-linked glycosylation. The record is from RefSeq and is a predicted model, not a curated record. Gene Ontology annotation, molecular function: alpha-1,6-mannosyltransferase activity. Lineage: Eukaryota; Fungi; Ascomycota; Sordariomycetes; Glomerellales; Glomerellaceae.
AUGCUCACUCCCCGGAGAGCCAUCGCGGUGGCCGCAUUUCUCCUAGUUGUCUUCUACCUAAUAUCCUCCUCCCACGACACGUCACCCGCUGUCGUGAAACCAGUCGUCGCUGCCUCCAACCAUGAUACGGCAGGCUCCAAAAAAUUAUCAAGUACUCCUGCCUCGACCGACGAGAUCAAGCCCUCGGCGCCCAAAGCCGCCGCGCAGAAGCCCAUGAUGGACAUGUCCAAGAUGUCACUGUACGACAAGCUGGCGUAUCAAUACCCCUACGACCCCGAGACACGCUUCCCGGCCUACAUUUGGCAGACAUGGAAGUGGACACCCGCCGACGAGGAGUUUAACUUUCGCGAACAGGAGGCUAGCUGGUCCGAGCAGCACCCUGGCUUCGUUCACGAGGUCAUCACCGACAAGGUCGCGGUCAACCUGCUCCGCCUCUUUUACGCGUCCGUUCCCGAGGUCCUCAAUGCCUACGACGCCCUCCCUCUACCCGUCCUCAAGGCCGACUUCUUCCGGUACCUGAUCCUGCUCGCGCGCGGCGGCAUCUACUCCGACAUUGAUACCUACGCCAUCCGCUCCGCUCUCGAAUGGAUUCCCGAGCGCAUUCCGCGAGAGAGCGUUGGUCUUGUCACUGGCAUUGAGGCGGACCCUGAUCGCCCCGACUGGAAGGAUUGGUACAGUCGCCGCAUCCAGUUUUGCCAGUGGACUAUCCAGUCCAAGCCCGGCCACCCUAUCCUGCGCGAGAUCGUGGUCCGCAUCACCGAGGAGACUCUGAAGCGGAAGAAGGCUGGCAAAUUGAACAACAUUAUUGAUAAGAACGUGGUCGAGCUCACCGGCCCUGCCGUCUGGACGGAUACGAUUUUCGACUACUUCAACGACCCACGAUACUUUGACAUGAAGAACUCCAAGGGCCCCAUAGAUUGGAAGAACUUUACGGGUAUGGAGACGUCCAAGAAAGUGGGGGACGUUGUGGUGCUUCCUAUCACCAGCUUCAGCCCUGGAGUCCAACAAAUGGGCGCCAAAGAUUACGACGAUCCUAUGGCCUUUGUCAAACACGACUUUGAGGGUACCUGGAAGCCCGAAGAGCUCCGUCAUAUUGGCGAGCAGACCGAGGAGUCAUAG